Molecule: messenger RNA, 2112 nt
Organism: Arachis stenosperma
Lineage: Eukaryota; Viridiplantae; Streptophyta; Magnoliopsida; Fabales; Fabaceae
Exons: 2
Coding region: 1-2112 (703 amino acids)
Molecular function (GO): zinc ion binding
Source: RefSeq, a predicted model, not a curated record
AUGGGCUAUGAUGACCUUGUUAGUUCUAUUCUACGGAAACUUGGUCUAGAAGGCGUGAAACGGGUUAAGAAGUUCUUCUAUCGCAUUUCGAUCUCGGUCCUCCAAGAAAUCGUGAAAUAUGAUUGUUUCACAAUCGAUAGUGAUGAGGACUUGCAGCCUGUUGCGUCCCCUUCAUUUGUUGUGGAUCUCAAUGGAAGUGGAGGCGACGAGGUUGGAAUAGGGGAUUAUGUGCCUACCCCUUUACAGUGUGCUGCAUCGGCUGGUCUUGUAGAUGCAUUGUUGAAUGAUCCAGUGGACGACGAUGUAGAGCCGGAUAUCAUUGCCGAUGACAGUGGCGAUGAUGUUGGACCGAGUGAGCCUGCUUGUGCGGGAGGUAGUUCUAGCUCUGGCACACAGCAGUACCCUCCAUAUUUUUCAUCUCUGGACUUGGAUGCAAUGAGGCAGCAGGGGGAUCCUGGGGAGCCUGCUGGUUUUGGCGCUAGAGAUGCGGAAGGGUCUGCAGGUCUGAUAGAGUUUCAGGUUGGUCAGCAAUUUCAAGACAAGGAUGAGGCCGUGUUAAGUGUGAAGACUUACAGUAUCCGACGUGGGGUACAAUACAAGGUUGUGGAGUCUGACUAUUGCCAGUAUGUUGGAAAAUGUUAUGAGUUUGGGAAUGGGUGCAAAUGGUUGAUUCGGCUUAGCCUCCGGCAGCGCAAGGGCAUUUGGAAAGUCAAAAGGUACAACGGACCACAUACGUGUCUAGCGACCUCCAUCUCCAGCGAUCACAGGAGUUUGGAUUAUCAUGUGAUCUUGGCAUUCAUCAUGCCAAUGGUUCGGGCUGAUACAUCCGUAUACAUCAAGGUGCUCUUAAAUGCCACGGCCGCACACUUUGGGUUUAAGCCGAUGUACAGGAGGGUCUGGCUGGCGAAGCGGAAGGCCGUUGCCCAUAUCUAUGGUGACUGGGAUGAGUCGUAUAACGAGCUCCCUAGGUGGAUGUUAGGAGUUCAGUUGACGAUGCCUGGUACGGUUGCAGUCCUUAGGAUGAGCCCAGUUCGAGUUGGGGGACAGGUGGACGAGUCGCAAGCAUAUUUUCACCGACUGUUUUGGACGUUUCCACCAUGUAUCGAGGCAUUCUGUCAUUGCAAGCCAUUGGUCAGUAUUGAUGGCACCCAUCUGUAUGGCAAGUAUGGCGGAAUGUUGCUCGUCGCGAUUGCACAGGACAGGAACUCCAACAUUUUGCUUGUUUCAUUCGCCCUGGUUGAGGGUGAGAAUACCGAGUCCUGGUCCUUCUUCCUCUCCCACCUGCGUCAGCACGUGACCCUGCAGUCGAGACUGCUGGUUAUAUCAGACAGGCAUAACGGCAUCAAGGCCACCCUUAAGGCUCCGGAUGGAGGAUGGCUACCUCCAGCUGCGUACUGUGCAUUCUGCAUUCGACAUGUGGUAGCAAAUUUCGUACUUACCUUCAAGGGCAAGGACGUAAGAAGGCUAAUUGUGGAUGCAGCUUAUGCUAAGACUGAGGUGGAGUUUGAUUACUGGUUUGAUAUUCUGCGGUCUGAAGACCCUGCCAUGUGUGAAUGGGCGAACUGGAUUGAAUAUUCAUUGUGGACACAGCAUCGUGAUGAGGGUCGGAGAUUUGGGCACAUGACAACAAAUAUCUCCGAGUGUGUUAAUUCCAUCCUCAAGGGGGUUAAGAAUCUCCCUGUGUGCUCGCUGGUCAAGGCAACUUACGGUAGGUUGGCAGAACUAUUCGUCCGCAAGGGGAGAGAGGCUGAGGCCCAUAUGGGCACCGGACAACAGUUCAGUCAACACCUGGUGAAGUGUAUCGAGGCCAACCUGAAGACGGCGAGGUGCUUCACGGUGACUUUGUACGACAGAGAUAACUCGGAGCUUACCGUCGCCGAGACUACUCCUAUUGGUAUGUUUUCACUGGGAAGCUACAGGGUCUCACUUGCAAGUCAAACAUGUGAGUGUGGAUACUUUCAGGCACUUCAUUUUUCGUGUCCUCAUGCCCUGGCAUAUUGUGCCUAUUCACGGCUUACGUGGCAACCGUAUAUACACCAGGUGUAUCGUCUUAGUUUCGUGUUCAGUGUGUAUCGAAUGGGGUUCACACCUCCCAUCCCCGAGGGAUUUUAG